AUGGCAGCCCCUACGACACUACCGGCGCUUUUGACGUCGCUGACACAGUCGCUUUCUUCAGCACUCGAAGUGACGCCUAAACUCGCAUCCAUUGAACACCAGAAGGAUGGUAUUUCUCUUCUAGAUGUGAAGAACGAGCUUCUUCUUUCGUACCUACAAAACCUGGUCUUCUUGAUUCUCCUUAAGUUGCGCAACUCGAAAACAAACUCAGAAAAUACCGAAGACGGCGACUCCGAACUCGACGAAUCUGUUAGAGCAAAACUGGUAGAACUCCGACUCUAUCUCGAGAGAGGAGCAAGACCCUUGGAAGAGAAACUUCGCUUCUCCAUUGACCGAUUCCUCAGAACGGCAGACGAUGCAGAGCGCGAGAGACAGGCUAAGGAGGCCAGGGCUGCUGCCGGAUCGGAUUCUGAGGAAGAAGAGGAAGAUUCAGACGAGGAGGUGGACGCUGAGAAGAUGUCGCAUAAGCCUGGCGCCAUGGCUGACGAUGUCACUGUCCGUCGCGCAGAGCGUGAGGCAGGAACCGAUGGUGUCUAUCGACCUCCCAAGAGAGAGCGCCAAACAAUGGAAGCUCCCCAACGACCACAGAAGUUCGACCGUCGUCCAGGCAAGUCGCAUACUAUGGAUGAGUUUGUGGCUUCAGAGCUCUCCGCUGCACCAUUGGCAGAGCCCAGCAUUGGUACCACAAUUGUCCAGGGUGGCCGCAAGAUGAAGACCGAUGCCCAAAGAAAGGAGGAGGCAGAGCGCCGGGAGUACGAAGAAAUGAACUUCACACGUCUUCCCAAGGAGAGCAAGAAGGAUCGCGCUCAGAAGGCGAAGCAAGCUGGCCGCAGUGGUCGUAUGCAAUUCGGAGGAGAGGAUUGGCACAACCUGGGAGAGGGUGUCGACCGCAUCGAUCGUCUUACCAAGGCCAAGAAGUCUGGUGGAAAUGUUCGUGCCCUGCUGGACAAGAGCCGAAAGCGUGGAAUCGACACAACAGAUGGACCCCGUGGAAGUGGUAUGGGAGCUGGUAUUGGAGAGAGAUUCAACAAGAGAGCCAAGAUGUUGGAGGGCGGACGACGAGACCGUGGCAAGAACCGAUGA
Fusarium coffeatum is the source of this 1083-nucleotide messenger RNA. RefSeq lists its product as uncharacterized. NCBI's taxonomy places the organism in Eukaryota, Fungi, Ascomycota, Sordariomycetes, Hypocreales, Nectriaceae. The record is from RefSeq and is a predicted model, not a curated record. The coding region runs from base 1 to 1083 and encodes 360 amino acids. Gene Ontology annotation, cellular component: small-subunit processome; nucleolus. Gene Ontology annotation, biological process: maturation of SSU-rRNA from tricistronic rRNA transcript (SSU-rRNA, 5.8S rRNA, LSU-rRNA). The transcript has a single exon.